UAGUUUCAUUUCCGCACUCUGCAGCUACAUGUAGCAUGUUAGCCUCGUGAAUAGCACUUAUCACGUUUGGAAAGAAAUAGCAUUAAUUGUGCAGGGCAGUAGCGGCAACGUUCAUUUAAUUAAAAAAAAAAACUUGGUGCAGAUUAACUUUAUUUUAUCUGCAUAACGAAUAUAGUGACUGUAUUGUAAAAUAAGUCAACCAGGAAGCGACGUUAGCGUGAGGAAGCGGAUUUGAACUUAAACAGGCUACAUCUUAAACUGACAUCUUUCAUGUGAAACUGUUACUUAGUUAAAAGCUUUUCUUACUGAAUUCCAGUAGAAGAAGACAUGACGGUGUUUAAUAGUCCUAGGAGAGGGCCCCUUGUUGUAUGGGCCCUGACGGUCCAGCUGGUGAUGAGUGGAAGUGGGGUAUACGCCACUAAUGGCACCAAGAACUGUAAGCUAUACCCUGAUUCUGCUUCAGCACGGGCAGUCCUCAAUAAACUUGAGCCACUCAGCAAUAAGAACUUCACAGCACUUGACACAAGUGAAAAGCAGAAUUACACAUAUGUGUUCCAGUUGUGCGGGGAUGCAGGUGGUGUUAAAGGAGCCGGGGUUAUUCAAGUGGACGACAAAACAAAGAAAACCACUGUGGUUGGAUCAUAUAAUGAAACACAGGCAAUCGAAGGAAGUGAUUGGGUGAUGUUGAUGUACACAAGUGGCGAGAAGUACAAUGAACACUGCUCCGGUGAAAACAGGAAGGCCUACAUCAUGAUCUCCUGCGACAGGAACAUAGAUGUGGGUCCACUGAAAGCGAUUCGGGAGGACCGGGAUAAGAAGAGCAACUGUUUUUACUUGUUUGAGCUGGACUCCAAACUAGUGUGUCCUCCUAUUCAGUCCCAGAUUAGCACUGGAUCCAUAAUACUCAUUAUCGCUUUCUGUUUUCUGGCGGUUUACCUCAUCGGAGGUUUCCUCUACCAGCGGCUGAUUGUUGGAGCCAAAGGGAUGGAGCAAUUCCCCAACUAUGCCUUCUGGGUAGAGGUCGGGAAUAUGUCGGCGGAUGGGUGUGACUUUGUGUGCCGGUCACGAAAUAGGGAAGAAGCUCCAGCUUACAGGGGAGUGACUGCAGACACUUUAGAGGAAGAGCCUGAAGAGAGAGAUGACCACUUACUACCUAUGUGACCUCAGCAUGUCAGAAAAGGGAUAGAAAUCUUUCACAGUUUAGAUGACGUUGCCUCUAGACACACACCUGUAUUCUUAGGCUGAUUUAGGUCAGUACCUGUUGAUACUUUGCUGUUCAAACCUGUGCCUAGGGCAACAGCUGUCUAAUCUGCUUGUUACUCAUAGGGCUGACCCAUGUGUCUCUCUUUCCAAUUCCAUGUUUUCAUUCAGUUGUUUGAUGUCAAACAAAUGAGUGAUUCAUUCAAGAUUACAAAUUCACAAUAAAGGCUUUUACAGGGAAAUCUGUAAGAAAAGGGCGGAGGUAAGGGGUUGGAUUUCUUACGUGAUUUAACUAAACAACAUUGCUCUUUUUUUCUGCUUUGACGAUUGUUGAAUGGAAGAUUGCGUAGGCUGCAGCAAGCUGUUCUUUCUGUGGUUCUGCUUGUUGCAACAUACAAGUGCUUUUGCUUGUGUAAAUUGGCUUUAAUCAGUUUAUGUUUUUUCUUUUGGAAGUCAGAUUAGAAACUUGUGAAUGUUUCUUUUUAAGUAUGGUGACUGUAUUUUCAGCCUUGUUAUACAGGUAGAAAUCACUGCAAAAACCAAAGCUUAUCUGAAUUAGAUUUUAAGUUGGACAUUGUCCCUUUCCCACAUUAUAUGGGAAACAUUUACACUUCUAAUGUCCCCUAUAAAGGUUAUUGUUGUCAAUCUCCUGACUGAAAUCCUCAGUAAUAUUUACACAUACAUAAUGUAAUGGUUAGCUAUUUAGCCAGAAAACCAUCCCCAAUGUUUUUGCAAUUUACACAGUGAUCGACAAUUAGAAACAUUUACAAAUUAAUUCUGCUGUUCAUAAAUUGCUUUUGAAAAAUUAUCUUGCAUAUGUACUGAUAUCUUCAUAGAAUAUUGAAAAUUUGCAGCAAAGGUCCAGUGUUGAUAUUCGUAAACACUGAGCUUCCUGUCUACAUGGUUCAGUUAGCACCAACGGCAUAAGUAGUAAUGUGUGCUACAUAUAUUCAGGCUACUUCAUUUCUUCUAUACUAAGACACGUAGUGAGACUAUGAGAGCGGUUCAUUUUCUGUAAUCCAUGUCCUAUAAAAUGCUACAAUAAAAAUGUCGGAUUACAUGAACGAGAAUGGAUAUUUUUGCAUAAAUAAAUAUCGAGGCUGCUAUUAAUUAGAGCAGGCGUUUUAAAUGUGAUGGUAAAGUUCUUUAUGGAGAUUUUUGUUUCACAAAUGAAGUUACCUGGUAACUCUCAGUGUCAGCACUUACAUUUCUUUUCUUCUGUUUGUUUCUAUAUUUUUUUGUGUUGUUUAACUUGUUUCUUUAAAUAUUUCAGUGAAUUAUUUUUUUUUCUGGCGUGUGAUCUGAUGGAAAUGAUUGCGUUUGUGGCUGUGGAUUGAGAAGCCUUAAGGCUGAUAUACUGUAACAGUAUGUUUGGCAUAAAGUUGAUUACAAGGCACAAACCUUUGUUGUUUUUUUCUGAUUCCAUAAAAAUUAAAUGAUUAAACUAGUUUAUAAAUUCUUCUUGCAGCAAUGAACUCGGCACACACAGAUGCACUUGCCUUUCAACAUUUUACUUAUUUUAAACAAAUGUUACACUGAAGGCACAUUUUUACAAGAGAUCUGUAUUUUAUUUUGAGCUUACAGUGAUGAGCUUUAAGAAUAAAGAUCUUUGACAAUG
This is a messenger RNA of Mugil cephalus (flathead mullet), 2818 nucleotides long. RefSeq names its product mannose-6-phosphate receptor (cation dependent) (gene m6pr). Gene Ontology annotation, biological process: protein targeting to lysosome. The record is from RefSeq and is a predicted model, not a curated record. NCBI's taxonomy places the organism in Eukaryota, Metazoa, Chordata, Actinopteri, Mugiliformes, Mugilidae. Gene Ontology annotation, cellular component: trans-Golgi network; Golgi apparatus; endosome. The coding region runs from base 328 to 1161 and encodes 277 amino acids. The transcript is spliced from 7 exons. Gene Ontology annotation, molecular function: protein domain specific binding.